Messenger RNA from Diaporthe citri, 1374 nucleotides. RefSeq lists its product as uncharacterized. The coding region runs from base 1 to 1374 and encodes 457 amino acids. The record is from RefSeq and is a predicted model, not a curated record. NCBI's taxonomy places the organism in Eukaryota, Fungi, Ascomycota, Sordariomycetes, Diaporthales, Diaporthaceae. Gene Ontology annotation, molecular function: peroxidase activity. The transcript is spliced from 3 exons.
AUGAAAGCGAACGUCUUUUACGCCCUCGCGGCCCUGCCCAUGCUGGGAUGGGCAUUCCCGCAAAUGGCCGGUGUAGCCUCACGAGAGGAAAUGCUGGAGAAGCUGAGGCAGCAACGCGACGAGGAGCUCGUCGCCGAGAAACGCAACCCAGACCCGGAGCCAUCGCCCCAACUGCUUGGUGCGGUUGGUGGAGUCUUGGGGUCGCUCGCCUCAGACAUCACAGGUCUCCUCGGCUCCGUCGCCUCGGCUGUCAGCCCUGACAACAAGCGUCCGGAGGCCGGGUUUACUUUCCAGGCCCCAGGACCGAGUGACUCCCGCGGCCCCUGCCCGGGUCUGAACCUCCUGGCUAACUACGGCUAUCUUCCCCGAAAUGGAUAUGUCAACCUCGGUCAGGUUAUUGAGGCUACUGCACGUGGUUUCAAUAUGGGAGCCGAUCUCUCCACUCUGCUCGGGGUGUUCGCGGUUCUGACUGACGGUGACAUCGCGACCGAGUCCUGGUACCUUGGAGCCGGCCCCAACAACGUCGGCGGUCUUAACCGCCACAGCACAGUCGAAGCCGACAUCUCGCCCAACCGUGAGGACUACUACAACGGAUGUGGAGAUAACCACCACCUGUCCUCACGUCUCUUCAAGCAAAACGUCAAGCUGGCUGCCUCCUCUAAAGACUUUGGCAUAACGACGAUGGGCAACCAAUACCUCGCUAAUUCAAAGUUCAGCCAGACGAACAACCCUUACCUGUACUACUUCCCCUUCCCCUCGAUCGUCAGCCUCGGUGCCUUUGCCUUCUACCCCAACUUCUUCUCCAACGGAACCUAUGGCGCUGGUGGUGUUGCCAACUACGAGUCCAUCUCGAGCAUUAUUGGUGCUCGGUACAACAGCCAGACGGACGAGUUUGAAUAUGUGCCAGAGAGGUGGCCUGAGCAGGGAUGGUACCGUCGUGCGACCCCUUAUGGAGCUGUUCAGACACUGAUCGAUGGCUUUGGUGCCAUCUACACAAAAAAUCCCGUUGCCAUGCCGAUCGCACAACUGGGAACUCCCAACCUGAGCCCGCAGACAAUCCUCUGCGACGUCGUCCUCGGGCUCAACAGUAUCACUCCCCUUGCAUUGGCAGGGCAGGUCCAGAGCGUCGAGGCUAAGGUCAGCUGGGCCUUGGGCAAGUUGGCCGCCGUCGGUAUUGGUUCGACCAUCCUGGGAUGUCCCACGUCCGCCCUCAGCCCCAACUCGAACUCGAUUCUCUAUCCCAAUAGCACCAACCAGGGUGGUCCACUCGGUCCUCCUCCGAGCGUUGCAGCGAAUACUGGUAACAAUGUAUACGGCAAGACAUAUUUCGCUGGCAGCGCGCCGACAACUCCCAAAUGCUCUCAUACCUCUUGA